GCUCCACCGGGCGACCAAUUUAACUGGAAACCGUUUGGAGAAAUCGCGGCAGAGGCCAAAAGGGAUUCAAAGAACCCAAGGCACCCUUCCUGUGCUGUGCACCAAAGCCAAACGGGACUGGGGACGACCCAGCGGCUGGGAGCUGGGAGAAGAGACGUGCUUUAGAGGAGCUCCAAGCAGCACUCACCUGGGCGCCCAGCACCCAUCUGUACUCGCACACACAGCCACACCUACACAGAAACCAUACAUCCCCCCUUACACAGUCACACCUACACACCUACACGCACACACACACAUUAUCUUUGAGUCUUUAUAUCCUUGAGCCGGGCAUCCAGAUUGGCGGGCACACGAGAACGCAAGCCGGGGAGGAGAUGAAGAAGCAUCCCUUUUUGCUGCUGCUGCCACUGCUGCUGCUGCCAUCCCCUGUAUUCUCGGCAAGGAAGCUAAGAAGACAAACUGAAGGCUGGGGCCGUUGGGGAGAGUGGAGCCCAUGCAGCAGGACCUGUGGUGGUGGGGUCAGUUUCCAGGAGCGACAUUGCUACUCCCAGAGGAAAGAUGGAGGCUCCAGCUGUAUCGGACCCACCCGGAAUUAUCGCUCAUGCAACACCCAGAGCUGUCCUCAGGACACCCGGGAUUUCCGAGCAGAGCAGUGUGCAGAAUUUGAUGGCAAGGAAUUCCAAGGAAAGAGAUACAAGUGGUUUCCAUAUUAUGGAGCUGCCAACAAGUGUGAGCUGAACUGCAUUCCCAGGGGGGAAAACUUCUACUACAGACACAAGGAGACAGUGGUGGAUGGAACCCCAUGUGAGCCGGGCAAACUGGAUGUCUGUGUGCAGGGCACUUGUCAGGCUGUUGGCUGUGACCACAUGCUCUAUUCAUCGAAGAGAGAAGACAAGUGCCUGCAGUGUGGAGGUGACGGCCGGACCUGCUAUCCAGUCAAAGGCACUUUUGAUGCCAAUGACCUCGCCAAAGGUUACAACCAGAUUUUGGUAAUUCCUGCGGGAGCUACCAGCAUCCAUAUUGCAGAAGCCACAGCCAGCAGGAAUUUCCUGGCAGUGAAGAAUGUGCGGGGGGAAUACUACCUGAACGGCCACUGGACAAUUGAGUUUGGCCGGGCCUUGCCGGUGGCCAACACUAUUCUUCAGUACGAGCGAGGGUCUGAGGGUGACCUGGCACCUGAACACCUGAACGCUCGAGGCCCGACCUCUGAGCCCCUGGUCAUCGAGCUUAUCAGCCAAGAGCCCAACCCAGGGGUGCAGUAUGAAUACUACCUGCCCCAGCAGCCCCUGGACACUGGCUUCAGCUGGAAUCAUGGCUCCUGGAGUGACUGCAGUGCAGAGUGUGGAGGAGGUUAUCAGACACGCCUGGUAUUCUGCACCACCGACAAUGAGGUUUACCCUGAUCAUAUGUGCCGGCAUAAGCCCCAGCCAUCUGACAAUCGCACUUGCAACCUUCAGGCCUGCCCACAAACCAAGCGGAUCUCAUACCUCCACCGGCCGGGAGUGUGGAGCCAUGGCCAAGCCGGAGGCAUGUGUGGGAAAAGCUGGAAGGCUGGGCCGUGGAGUGCUUGCUCAGCUCCAUGUGGAGGAGGUUCCCAGUCCCGCCACGUCUACUGCGUUGUAUCCGAUGGGGCAGGCACAGAGGAGGCGACUGAUGAAGCUUCAUGUGAAGCCUUGCCAGGGAGGCCCCCAAACACACGGUCCUGCAACCUGCACAGGUGUGCAGCAUGGAGCUCAGGGCCUUGGGGAGAGUGCUCUGCCAGCUGUGGCCCAGGGGUUCAGCGGACUGUCAUCUGUUGGGGUGAUGAAGGUGCUCCCCUCCAAGAUUUUGCCUGCUCCUCGGCGGACAAGCCUUCCCUGACUGAGGCCUGUAUGGGAGAGAACUGCCCUCUUCAGGAGCCUGGCUGGCAUAUUGGUGACUGGGGGCUGUGCUCUAAGAGCUGUGAUUCAGGCAUCCGAAAACGGCAAGUCAUUUGUGCCGACAGGGAAUCCAAUGUCUAUAGCUCCGACCUGUGCCAGGUUCGCCAGCCUCAGAUGCCAAAUGAAGUGGAGGCUUGUAACACACAGCCCUGCCAUCUGCCUCAAGAGGUCCCCAGCAUGCAGGAUGUCCAAGGCUAUGAUACCAGUCGCCAGAACCUGUUGGCCUACUUGGACCCUCUGGAAACCCCUUCCCAAGGUACCAGAGAAGAAUGGCGAAUACACAGGAACCAGCCCUCAUCUGAACAUAACCCUGAGGGAGAUAGAGGCUCUAACCUAUUGCCUCAACACUGGGAAUCUGGCUGGAGUGUCUCCAGAUCUCAGCAGCACCACCACCAGGAUGACCAUGUUGUGAGAUCACAGUCUCAUGACUGCAGCCGCAGUCUCCACGGGUGCUGCCCAGAUGGCCAUACGGUGGCUCUUGGCCCCUUAGGGCAUGGCUGUCCCAGGAUCUCAUGUCAGCAGAGCAGGUAUGGGUGCUGUCCCGAUGGGGUCUCAUCAGCACGGGGCCCGAACUUCACUGGCUGCCCACUGUCCUCUGGGAGCAGACAUGGGCCCAGAGCAGCCUCCUCUACGGCCAGGCAAGCUGAGCCUCAGCCAAACCCAUCCGUGGAAUGCCGAGGAUCCCAGUACGGCUGCUGCUACGACAAUGUGGCUUCCAGCGCAGGCCCCCAGGGAGAAGGCUGCAGAGGCAGGCCCAACUACCCCUACCCAGUCAGGUGCCUGCUGCCCAGCGCCCAUGGCUCCUGCGGGGACUGGACCCCUCGCUGGUACUUCAUUCCCACUGUGGGCAAAUGCAACCGUUUCUGGUAUGGUGGCUGCCACGGCAACAGGAACAACUUCCUCUCUGAGGAGGAGUGCAUGAAAAGCUGCCAAGAGGGAGCUGAGGACAGUGCCCCAGGACCCCUGACUCAUGGAACAGAGCAGGGAUGGGCAUCUUCCUUCCAGAGGGAGACAGACACUUCUUCAGGGCCCAGCCAGCCCAGGCAAGGGCCUUCUGGCUAUAACCAACGAGGAAGCACUGGGGACCACCAGGAGGCCUCUUACCAUGGCCACUCAUCCAGAAAUGAUGGCCAAACUAGGACUAGGGUGACUUGGGGUCUGGACCACACAGAGACAUCCCAGGGAAGACCUUCCCUUUCAUCUGGUUCUUCAAGACUAGAGCAAGGGAGACAGUACCCAAGGCAAGAAGAGACUCAACUGCCCAGGACCUUUGAGCAAGAACCCUUGAAGAAUCAACAUAUAGGACACCAGGACCGGGAGGUCAGGCCAAGUGCAUAUGUGCCAGGAGAAGAUAUUAGGCAAACAGCUCCACACUUACAGGUUCCUUCUCACAGGAUUGUCUUGGACAAGACAGAAUAUUCUGGGGUUCAGGUCACCCUGGGGCAGAUGGUUCGAUUCUUCUGUGUGGCAGGUGCCAGUCCUGAUGUGAAAUGGCAGAAAAAUGGGAAGCCAGUCAGAUCAUCAGAUAGGCACUAUCUGCAGCCAGAUGGCUCUUUGGUCAUCAAUUCAGUGAGUGAAGAGGAUGCUGGCACCUACACCUGUAGUAGUUCUACUUGGGGCCAGGACAGCAGUCGCCAUGUUCAACUCUGGAUCACAGGGGAUGACAGGGCAGCGCCUGCAGAGGCUGAGAGGAAUCUCCCUCAGAUCCAGGACCACAGACGCCUGGAUUUUGGCAUGGAAGGAGGUGGGCAGGGUCACAGGCCAAGCUCCCACAGGCACCAUCAGCCAGGGUCCAGGUUGAGCUUUGACAGGAGUCAGCCAGGAGUGGUGGAUGCCACUGUGGGUCAGCGAGUCCAACUGCCCUGUCGAACAUUUGGGUACCCUCCCCCAAUUGUUGAGUGGCAAAAGGAUGGACACCCUCCCUCCUCUCCCAGACACCAACAGCAGCCAGAUGGCUCCCUGGUCAUCAGUCGUGCUACCAUGGAGGAUGGUGGCCUCUACACCUGCAUUGCUUUCAAUGGACGAGAAAGAGACCAGCGCUGGGUCCAGCUCAGAAUUCUGGGAGAGCUGAAGAUCAUAGGACUACAACCCACCGUUACAGUGCCUGAAGGAGAAGACACCCAGCUCCACUGUGUGGUGAUAGGAGAAAAUGUGAACGUGAGAUGGUCCAGGAAUGGGGUGCCCAUGCGAAGUGAUGGCCACCACAUCCACCUGUCCCAGGAUGGAACCUUGGUGAUUAACAACACACGAACCCGCGAUGAAGGGUCCUAUACCUGCAGUGCCUACAGCGAGACUCAAGCUGUCAGCCGCAGUACAGAGGUGAAGGUGAUCCGUCCUAGGCCUUCAGAAGCUGCAGAGCAGCCCAGGGACCCUGGCAGGGACUGCAUCGACCAGCCAGAGCUCGCCAAUUGUGACUUGAUCCUGCAAGCCCAGCUUUGUGGCAACGAAUACUACUCUAGCUUCUGUUGUGCCAGCUGUUCCCGCUACCAGCCCAAUGCCCGUCCUGUUUGGCAACAGGGAUAAAAGCUGUCUCCUGCCCCAACUCCCAAACGCUGGCUGCAGAGAGGGAAGACAUGCCAACCAGAGUGGAGUGGACAGAAGGUAAACACAACUGUUUGCUCUAUAGCAGACUGUCCUUUUCAAAAACCCAUCAAUUGUAAAAAGCUACUGUAGCAGCAGCAGUUGGGACAAGCUCCUGCCCUAAUAACCUGUGCCUUCGUUUGCUCUUCAGACACAGUCAUAAGUCAUUUUGUAAUGAGACUGCUUAGAUGAAAAUGGAAGCCUGCUAUUUCGACCACGGAAAGCUCUAGGGGACAGGCCUAGUACAUGGUAUUUUUUUUAUUUUUUUGGAAGAAAGUUUCUGCUAUUCUCAAAUGACUUGCAUUACUAAUGUUGGCUGAAUGGGCAUUGGGGCAUGGUCCAUCUGAGUGAACACACGUCUCAUACAAGGAUCCAUGACUGCUGCAUCUGAACCAUUAGCUAGCCUGAGUCUGACCUUUCUUUGCGGCCAAGUCUGAUACUGAUCUGAAUUGUUUCCAUAGCUCUAAUGCCUAGAUAGCUUCUGGUAUCGUACAAAUUCAUCUCAAAACCUUCUCUGGAGAGAUAGGGGUUGAAUCCGUUUCUCUCAUCUGGAACAUGGUCCUUGUAGCCUUGAUCCCGAGGGGAGAUUCAUUCUGUACUUGCCUUUUCUGUUCACGGUCAUCUCACAGAGAUCCAAGUUAAACUGCUCCAAUAAACCCAAAGCUGUCCCAUACCCUAACUGUGUUCUGAACACUGAACAACCACAAUUAACAGUAAGAGCACCAGGUGUGCUAACAGAAGGAUGAACACAACCACCCCAGCUUAUCCAUAUGGCUAAUUCCCAGUAGGAUUGGCAGAACACCUGGAAUCUUGUUUCCAAAUGGAAACACAAGCCCUGGACAUGGUGUGGCUUUGAAAAAGAUGGCUCUCAUCUGGGACAGUGUCCUUCUCCAUUAUCACAGCUGGGCACUGGUUAGAAAUGGAACCAAUUGUAUCAUAGUUGACUGUUUCUCAUUCUAACUUCCUUCUGUCACUCCAGGGAGAAUACAUAGUGUGUGGGGAAGAUUUUCUUACUUUAAAAAUUUUAACUAUU
Trichosurus vulpecula (common brushtail) is the source of this 5529-nucleotide messenger RNA. RefSeq names its product papilin, proteoglycan like sulfated glycoprotein (gene PAPLN). Gene Ontology annotation, biological process: extracellular matrix organization. NCBI's taxonomy places the organism in Eukaryota, Metazoa, Chordata, Mammalia, Diprotodontia, Phalangeridae. Gene Ontology annotation, molecular function: metalloendopeptidase activity; serine-type endopeptidase inhibitor activity. Gene Ontology annotation, cellular component: extracellular matrix. The record is from RefSeq and is a predicted model, not a curated record.